CUCGCGGCGCCCGGGGAUGGGCCAGGGUCCCCCGCGGCGCCGGGAGGAGCGGAGACCGCGGGGCCAGCCGCCGUGCGCCGGGGAGGACGGGCUGCUGCGCCCCGGCCCUGCCCCAGGGGGCUCGGCUCUCCCGGGGGCUGCGGUGAUCGCUGGCGGGCCGGAGCCGUUUCUUUGGGGGGGGGGGGUUGGGGUUUAACCACAAGGGGGGAGAAGGGGGAUCUGUUUACUCAGACCCCCCCGUCUCAAUCCGCCUCCGCCCCCCCCCCCUUUGCAAAUAGCUCCGCGCCAUGACCGCUGGGGAUGGAGCAGAGAGGAUGGUGCCCAGGUGCCCCGUGCUGGCGCUCGCGCUGGCUGCCCUGCUGUGCAAAGUGGUGGAAAGCCGAGGAGGAGUCAUGGACAGCACACAGAGAUUUUCAAACCUGCCGGUAUAUCUCCCCAUGAGCUAUCACAUCUCCAGUGCUGAUGUUUCCUUCUUCCUCAAAGAAGCCAAUCAAGAUAUCAUGAGGAACUCCAGUUUGCAGGCUAGGGUGCAGUCAUUCUUUGUUUACAAAGCCAAGCAGCCACCUGUAGUAAAUGCAACUUAUGGACCUUUUUCAGUGGAACAAGUUGUUCCCGAGGACCUAAUGCUGACUUCUGCUCCUUUUGGUUUCGCUAAUGAAUUCACAUUUAAUUGGAAAUUAAAAUCACACAUAAUCGACAGCUCAAUAUAUUCCAACAGACCUAAAGUGCAAGCCUUGUUCUAUAUUGCGGGAAAGGACUGGGAUGACUAUGAUUCUGCAGAGAGAUUGCCCUGUGUAAAGAUGUUUGCUUUCCUGGAGGCUAGAGAAGCUGUGACCAGCUGUAGGUUGAAAGGUCAUUUAGGAUUAUGUGUCGCAGAACUGGAAUUAUCGCCGAGCUGGUUCAGCUCCCCUCCACCAUUGAUUUUGGAGCAUGAGCAAACAGCAGCCUUGUUGGAGGGCAUUACUGUGGAGCUCUUCUAUGAAAUGUAUGCAGCAGAUGGGGAGUGUUCUCCUGAGGAUGCAAAAUGGGAAAACAACGUACACGCAGGUCAAGAUAAUGCACAUGAGGCUUUGCUGCCUGUGGAGAGGAUUGGUAGCAUCAUUGUCUAUCCAACUCAACAUAAACUAAAACAAUCUUCACUGAAGCUAGAUGAGAACAUCAUGAUCCACUUACCACUCAACCCUGUCAAGGAAGGUGACAUAGUAACCUUUCAUGUGUCCCUUACCGGUGACUCCCUCCCAGAUCAGUUUACAUUAAGAAUUAAGGCAGCACCAGGUGUGAAGAUAAUGGCCAUCAGAGUCAGUGAUGCAGACCAAUGGGGAAUUCAAGAGGAAGUAGACAAUGGAGGGAUGCAGACCACUGCCUCUGUUAUUUGUGUGCGUAAUGAUCCAAAUAUAGAGAGCAGAGCAAACAUCUCCUUCUAUGAGAUCUUGCAGAUGGACUUUGAAAUUGACAAUAGCAGUAGCCUGGCAGGAGCUCAGCAAAUUACCUGGCAGGUGGAAUACCCCAGAGAAGACUCGAUGAGUGAACUGGUGGUCUCAGAGAUCUUUGUCAGCCAAACAACAUUUGCAGGAAUUGUUCCUCUUGCAAUGGAUACAGAAGUCCUCAACACGGCCAUUCUGACAGGGAAGACGGUAUCUGUUCCGGUGAAAGUUGUUGCUGUGCACGAGGAUGGUUCUGUGAUUGAUGUUUCAGAGUCCACUGAAUGUAAAUCAGCUGAUGAAGACGUCAUAAAGGUUUCUAGCACAUGCGACUCCAUCUUUGUUAAUGGCAAGGAAAUGAAGAGCAAAGUGGAUACCAUUGUGAACUUUACUUACCAGCAUUUUACCACCCAGCUAGAAGUGACAGUCUGGGCUCCACGGCUUCCUUUGCAGAUAGAGAUCUCGGAUACAGAACUUAGCCAGAUCAAGGGCUGGAGGAUACCUGUCACAUCCAAUAAGAGGCCAACCCGUGACAGCGAUGAUGAAGAAGAUGAUGAGAGGAAGGGAAGAGGCUGCACCCUUCAGUACCAGCAUGCCAUGGUGCGAGUCCUCACACAGUUUGUAGCAGAGUCUUCUGAUUUUGGAGGCCAGCUGACCUAUAUGUUGGGCUCCGAGUGGCAGUUUGACAUCACGAAUCUCGUGACCAAUUUCAUGAAGGUGGAAGAACCUAAGAUUGCUAAAUUACACGAUGGACGGGUACUAGUUGGUCGUGAACAUGGGAUAACCACAGUUCAGGUGCUGUCACCUCUCUCUGAUUCCAUCUUGGCUGAGAAGACAGUGAUCGUGCUAGAUGACCGUGUAACAAUCACAGACCUAGGGGUACAACUGGUAACAGGCUUGUCCCUGUCUUUACAAAUAAGCAAAGGAAAUAAGAGAGCUAUUGUUUCCACAGCAUCUGCUUGCGAUAUUCUUCAUACUCCAAAACAGGAAGCCAUAGUCAGUGCUUGGAUUUUGUUCAGUGAUGGCUCUGUGACACCUUUAGAUAUUUAUGAUUCCAAGGAUUUUUCUGUCACCAUCACUUCACUGGAUGAGAUGGUGGUAUCUGCCCAGCAAAACCUUCAGUCAAAGUGGCCUCUGGUAGUUGCAGAGGGUGAUGGGCAAGGACCCCUGAUUAAAAUAGAAAUGGUGAUCAGUGAACCUUGCCAGAAGAUGAAGCGAAAGAGCAUUCUGGCUGUUGGGAAAGGAAAUGUCAAAGUGAAAUUGGGUCAGAAAGAUUCCGACCACAAAGGAAGGACCAACGACAUUGAUGAUGUAGAUGAAGAGUUUAACCAUCAUCUGAACAAUGCUAUAGAGAAGACGGCAGAACAGGAGAGGACAGUGCAAGAAUGGGCUAAACAUGGAACCUUUAUUAAUCAUGAAGACAAUGCCAACAAAAGCACAACUUCCAAGUCUCCCACUGAUGAGAAAAAGGCUUAUGAGGAUGGCCUCCAGAAUAACCCAAUGGCUUUCACAAAGUUAACGAUGAAAAAGGCUUAUGAGGAUGGCCUCCAGAAUAACCCAAUGGCUUUCACAAGUUUUCCUACCCAAGUAGAGGUACCAGGGCAAAAUAAUCCCAAUGACCUUGCAUUGACUUCUAGAGGGUUAACUGAUUUGGAGAUUGGCAUGUAUGCCCUGCUGUGUGUUUUCUGCCUAGCAAUUUUGGUCUUCUUAAUUAACUGCGUGGCAUUUGCUUGGAAGUACAGACACAAAAGGUUUGCUGUGAGUGAGCAAGGCAACAUCCCACAUUCUCAUGACUGGGUCUGGCUUGGAAAUGAGAUUGAACUCUUGGAAAACCCAGUUGACAUUUCGCUCCCCUCAGAGGAGUGCACUACCAUGAUUGACAGAGGGAUGCAGUUUGAAGAAAGCAACUUUCUCCUUAAUGGUAGCUCGCAGAAGACUCUCCAUAAUCAGAUCCUCAGAUCUUGUGAGUAUGCUUGUGAGAAAGAAGUUAAAAGUGAACCUAUAAAUCCUUCCGGGCCAAAACGGAAGCGGGUCAAGUUCACUUCAUAUACCACGAUAUUGCCAGAAGAUGGAGGUCCUUACACCAAUUCAAUUCUGUUUGACAGUGACGAUAAUAUUAAAUGGGUAUGUCAAGAUAUGAAUCUUGGUGAUUCCAAGGAACUUAGAGACUAUAUGGAAAGACUGCAAGACAACAUGUAAAAUACUUUCUUAUGUUUGUAUUCACCUUUAUGCCUUCUGUUUUAUGGAUAGUGGAGGAGUCAGUCCAGUCAGCAAUAGGAGAUUACAAAGGAGUCUAACUUUUGGAGGUCCCAAGAUGACUGCACAUCAUUGAGCGGGUACAAGAGGCUGGCUGAGUUAAUCCUGUUUCACUAUAAACCAGGAUGUGUCCCUGAAACAGCUACAUGUAGGUGUUGGAGGAGUCGCACAUGGCUGUUUCAUAUACGGCCUGGUACUAGCUAAAUGCUCAUACAAUUAUGCCCAGACUCAGAGCAGUACAUUUGUUUGUCAGCUCAUGAUAAACAGCGAUUCAGAAAACAAGGGAUUUUUUGGGUUGAUUUUUCUAGUCGUCAUCCUUUGUAAAGCACAGUGGAUAUUUCUUGCAUACAGCCUGAGCCUAGGCUUACUUCAAAAGAAUGAAUCUGUCCAAUUUUAUUUGCCUAUGAGCAAUGCAGCCAAGUAGUCUCAUUUUUUACAGAUACAAACUCCCACAUGUGGUUAAUUUCUUAUCUGUAUUGUUUAGGAAGAUGGUUUGAUUUAGAGAACAUUAAAUAUUUUCUUGGGAGAUUUUUUUUUUGUACCAAAGUGUUCCACAGUAUAUUUACAGUUAUUCAGGUUUUCUAUUCAUGUGCAUCAGCUCUAAAGGAUACCUCUUCAUCACUGAUUAUCUUUCUCCUUCCCAUGCAAAUCUUUAAUAUUUGAAAUGUAGAAACGUGUUAGAAAUCUCACACUGGAAAAGGGUUGUAUCUUCUUACAGGGAACUGUAUAUACAACAAUAAACCCUGGAAAAUAAAAAUCAAGAAGCAGCCCUGGGUUUAUUUUUGUCAUUGACAAUAUGAAAAAUAACUUGAAACAAAGCAGAACACACUUUAAAGCAAAAUGCCUCUCAUGAAACAACAACACUUAUGGAAAUUCUUUGUGGGCAACAUGUUACUUUCACGAUAAAUGCAAACAUAGUAUUGAAAUGCACUGAACAGGAAGCAAAUUGCCUGGGAAAUAAGCAAAGACCUGAAACUGGUAUUACACUACUAAAAUAUAUUAUAUAUAUAUAUAUAUAUAUAUGCUGCAGUUUAGCACUACGUAGACAUCCAUCUACAAUGGCUGGUGCACACAGGCCCUGUCUAAAAGCCAUCUCUAAUCAUAUGUCUGGUACAGAGAAAACCUUUACAACAAGCUCCAUAACAAAAGAAAAUACCGGGCACAGUUAUAUAAUGGCUAUUCCCAACUUUGACAGGAAUGCUGGAGAUUCAAAGCUUCCAUUCCACAAACAUUAUAUUCAUUUUUACAUUGAAGUAUGAUUGAAAUGUGUUGAAAAUUGUAGCAAAGAAACCUUUAUGUCUGAAAUGUCUAAGAGAAGCAAAACAGUACAUUGGGCCCAUCAUGAGAAAAUGUAAUUGACACCUGAUCCAAACACAGCUGCCUCACAUCCCCCAACUCUCCUAAAAUAAUGAACAUAAUAGCACUUUAGUGUGAGCUCAGAUGUACCACAUAUCUUAGUAAACUAACGCUCAAGAUAUUUAACAUAUAGUCUCUCCUUUUCCAGUUGAGCAAAGAUUGCCAGAGAAGUCUUGAUUGCAAUUUUGAACCUGAUUAAUAAAACCAGAAAAUCUUUAUAAAAUUCAGCUCCUCCAGAUUUUUCUGCAUUUUGCUAACGUGUAAGUAGUUAUCCACUCAGUUCAGCAAACUGCUUAGAGUCCAUCCAUAUUCAGCAAAGUACUUAAGCAUAUCUUAAGUCCCAUUGAUCCCAAAAUGACUUAAGUACUUUGCUGAUUCGGGACCAGUAUGUUAACAUUGGACAAGAGUCAGAAGCCACACUGUUUAUACUGAAAGUCUUCCCUCUAAGAACAAGACUUGAAAAGAGCAAAAUGGUAAUUUUAGUGUGUUUCACAUUAGAAGUUAUGUAGCCGUGAGACAAGGAUCACUAAAAGUAGAGUGCACAUAUUUCCAUGCUGGUGUUCCAUUGUGUGCACAUAUAAAAUAAAUGAUUAAGUGGAAAAUACAGAGAAUAUAAAAGGAAUUUAUAGUCUAGCAUGCCUGCUAGUUGAUCUGACUAAGAAUUUCACUUAGGCCAACCCACUCUCCAGUACAGGAUCUGUUUGGUUUUGGAGCCUUGAUUUUUGUUCUACGCAGGAAUCACACACAGCAAGACCACCUAGAUGUUAAGUCUGGUCAUCAGUUACAAAAUACAAACAGUUAAAAAGAUAAGUAAAAGAACUAUAGUAGUUAACAAAAACUCAAUAAACAAAAACAAAAAAAUGGAAACCAGAAUUUAGCGUGCCACACCAAUACAUAGAAUCUGGUAAAGAUGGAAAAUGCUCUGGAAGUACAAAAAUAUAUUAUAGUUAAUCUUUAAAAGAUCUAACAUGGUACAUGAAAGUUCAGAAAUAGAAAGUGACAAUAAAUAAAAAUGCAUAAGGCCAAA
Molecule: messenger RNA, 6060 nt
Organism: Dermochelys coriacea (leatherback sea turtle)
Lineage: Eukaryota; Metazoa; Chordata; Testudines; Dermochelyidae
Product: transmembrane protein 132B-like
Exons: 10
Coding region: 288-3620 (1110 amino acids)
Source: RefSeq, a predicted model, not a curated record